Messenger RNA from Diaporthe batatas, 882 nucleotides. RefSeq names its product low-affinity Cu transporter. Gene Ontology annotation, biological process: copper ion transmembrane transport. Gene Ontology annotation, cellular component: membrane. The coding region runs from base 382 to 882 and encodes 166 amino acids. The transcript has 4 exons. Lineage: Eukaryota; Fungi; Ascomycota; Sordariomycetes; Diaporthales; Diaporthaceae. Gene Ontology annotation, molecular function: copper ion transmembrane transporter activity. The record is from RefSeq and is a predicted model, not a curated record.
GCGACAGGUGCAUCACCCUUGGCGUGGCGCGCAGCUCCAGGUGCGAUUGCGCAAGUUUGAGCAAAUUACGGGGUAGCAGGGUAGGUACCAGUCAGCUGCUGUCGCCGGCAGGUGGCAGGGCUCAAGCCACUUUCUUGAAACCAGCUCGUCCUUCGCAUCCGUUAGUAAGUAGAUAUCUUUCGGUUCCUUUCCUCCCCUUUCCCUCCCCUGCCUCCCUUUAUCUCCACUGCACACCUACGAGCUUGCCUCAGCCUCGCGUCCGAACCACGUCAACCGUCCAACGGCCCGCCCGACAAGCCGCUUAGCGCCAACCUUGGCCCUUCCGACCCUCGAGAAGCCGGCCGAUCGCAUCCCGAGACCACCCCGCCCCCCCCCAAGACAAUGGACCACUCCCACAUGGACCACUCCCACAUGGAUCACGGCAACAUGGGCGACAUGCCCGGCCACGGCGGCCACGAUAUGCCCACGCACGGCGCCAUGUGCAGCAUGAGCAUGCUCUUCACCUGGGACACGACCAACCUAUGCAUCGUCUUCGAGCAAUGGCACAUCCGGUCCACCGCCGGUUUGCUCUUUAGCCUCAUCGCCGUCGUUCUUAUCGGAAUGGGCUACGAGGCCCUGCGCGCAGGCACGCGCCGCUACGAAGUCUUGAUGGACCGGAGGCUGGACUCUACCCCGAGGCAGAACAAGGCGCAGGUGAACCAGAGGACACACUUGGUCAAGGCGGUUCUGUACGCGGUGCAGACCUUUUACGCCUUCAUGUUGAUGCUGAUUUUCAUGACAUACAAUGGCUGGGUGAUGGUCGCCGUCACCCUGGGCGCCUUCUUGGGCUUCUUGGUGUUUGGAGCGCACACGCCUGUCAACAAGGAGACGCAAUGCCACUGA